GUUCUAGUGCUCUCACGUGUCAAAGCCAAACAACAACAUCAAUAUCUGAGAAUCACAUCCAACUUCUUCAGUUGAUAUUUUUAUGAUUUAUGGAUUUGGUUUCGUCUGCAUUGAUAUCCAAUAUUGUUCCGUAUUGAUCUGAUUUGAGAAACGUGUGUGUAGAAAUGGCGCCGAUCGAAAUCGAUCAGGAUCCAAGUCUCCUUCCAGCUUCACAGCUAGGAGGACAUAUACUCUUGACGUCGUGUUUGACAGCUCUUGUCUCUCGCACCAUUUAUCGUUCAUAUCUGGCACUCCCGCCUUCAUCAGCCACAAGACAUCGUCAACCGUUAAGACGUAAUCAUGUUAGGAUAUUCAUCAGUUUGGCUUUCUUGGGUCUGAUUACUGCUGGGUGGUUUGGUGUCAGUGGGGCUAGUUUGAGCUAUAGAGUUUGGGCUAUCGAGAGGGGCGUUGAGCUGCCUGAUAGUCUUUUCGGCGAUAGAGGUGCCUUUCGAUUGGGCCAACAUCCAGGUCGAUUCGAAAUCAUCAGAUGGCUUAACGACACACCUUUCUACCGUGAUAACCUUGAGAUAGUCGCCGAAAAUACAAGAUACUUUUGGUGGGGUCAGCAAGCUAAUUUUGCUAUGAAUUCGUUCAGUACCUAUGUAGCUAUCGAAGGACGCCGAAGGAAUAUCUCUAAUUUGUGGGCAUUCAUUCUUCUGGGACAGCUUGUUAAUGUAUCAUUUGCUCAAAAUCUGUGGUUCGUGGCUAUUCUAUUGACUCCAGUUCCAUUGCCAGAGAACGUGGACGUCUUGACUGAUACGAGGAGAGUUUUUGGGAGUGUGCACAAAUUAUGGUUUGAGAAGAUAGUUCCACAACGAUCUCACAAUUGGCUACCAAGCUCUGGUUUCUACAUUGCCUCACUUAUAUUUGGGUAUGGUGCCUUGUUCUUGACACCUUUUGCAGCAAAUACAUCUUCAUUUGGGACAGUAGCACUCUUAUCGGUCUCACUUCCAUUCGCACCACUGUUACUUCCAUACAUCAUACCUGAGCAUUGGGGAACCACGUACGACCACCCACAUGAAGCUCAUUCUUCAUACACGAAAAUAUUUCGCAGUAUCUCCAUUAUAUCCUCGAUUCUUCAUGUUAGAACCACAGGAUUGGCUUUACUCUACAACACACCAGAGAAUCACUAUUACCGUCACAGUCUACUUCAUCCGCUCGAAAAAGUCUAUCGAUCAAACACAAAUCGUGCAUUCACAGCUGUAGAAAGAGUCUUCGGUGCUAUAUCGGACCACCCUGCUGUAGCAUCUGUUGGAUAUGAUGUUAUUCUUUCCGGGUUAAGUCUUGGGACAUGGGCUGCUGUGAGAGGAUUGGAUGGUAUUGAGAUUUUACGAGUGGUUAUCCCUUGGAUGAAGAAAGUAAAGGCAGGAGUAAAGGUUAAGGAGGAAGUGGAGGGUAUUUCUAAAUUAAGCGACACGCCAUCUCCAAUUCGUCGCCGAGGCCGUCCCAGGAAAUCCAACAGAUCUUCACAGGAUGCCGCAUAUGUCCCAACGGCUACUGCUACUACAAGUCUAGCUGAAGGUGAUUAUGAUGAAGAUGAGGAUUGGGAAAUUGCAGCUCUUACAUGGGGUGUAUUGUCCUCUACAGGUCUAGGUGUUGGCAGCGCCGGAGUUUAUGGUGCGGAGAUGACAGCUAGGUGAGAGGCUGGUGGAACUGAGGAGGAAGGGGGAGGAUAUUUUGAAUGAUGAAUGAAGCGAGAUGAAGGGUUGGACUGAUAAUGAGAUAAAUGCAAAGGGAGUUAUGGUUGGAUUGUCUAUUGGUAAAUUGGCGUAAGACAUGCUCACACGGCUCAACGGUAAGUAACAUUAUUGGGUCUAACUACUAUUGCUAGAAGAAGCUUUGGAGGUGACAAUCAUGACUUUACCGCUAUGGUAUUCACAUCUCACAAGCAAUUACAUGGUGCUUACACUAUCGGCGGGAAGUACAAAGCUCCCUCAAUCUACGUGUUGUGUUGUGAAAGAUUCGUGCAGUCAGCCAUACAAGUCAUUAGCCUAGCCUCAUUAACGCACUUUCCACUUCCUAAUUUCAGAUUUACCUACCAAACUCA
Molecule: messenger RNA, 2086 nt
Organism: Botrytis cinerea B05.10
Lineage: Eukaryota; Fungi; Ascomycota; Leotiomycetes; Helotiales; Sclerotiniaceae
Exons: 5
Coding region: 165-1679 (504 amino acids)
Source: RefSeq, a predicted model, not a curated record